Messenger RNA from Impatiens glandulifera, 1119 nucleotides. Its product is annotated as NADH--cytochrome b5 reductase 1-like. The transcript has 9 exons. Gene Ontology annotation, molecular function: cytochrome-b5 reductase activity, acting on NAD(P)H. NCBI's taxonomy places the organism in Eukaryota, Viridiplantae, Streptophyta, Magnoliopsida, Ericales, Balsaminaceae. Gene Ontology annotation, biological process: electron transport chain. The coding region runs from base 95 to 937 and encodes 280 amino acids. The record is from RefSeq and is a predicted model, not a curated record.
AGUCUCUCAGUCUUUUUGUUGAAGGUCCGCUCGCCCUCUUCUUCAUCAGAGGAGCACUUCUCAUUCAGAAUCAAAAAAACAAAUCUUCAAGAUCAUGGCGUUAAUGCAAUCUAACAGGGUUGAGUUCAUGGUGGGUGUUGCUGUUGCCCUCUUCGCUGUUGGCGCCGGCACCGCUUAUUUCUUCUACAUCUCCAACAAGAAACUCAAAAGUUGUUUGGAUCCUAAAAUCUUUAAAAGAUUCAAGCUUGUUAAACUUACUCAACUUAGCCAUAAUGUCGCCAAAUUUAGGUUUGCUUUGCCCAAAUCAACUUCUGUUUUGGGACUUCCAAUAGGACAACAUAUUAGCUGCAGAGGAAAGGAUAGUCAAGGCGAUGAAGUUAUCAGACCUUAUACUCCCACAAGUUUGGAUACUGAUGUUGGUUAUUUUGAGCUUGUUAUUAAGAUGUAUCCACAAGGAAGAAUGUCCCAUCAUUUCCGAGAAAUGAAAGAAGGAGAUUACAUGGAUGUAAAGGGACCCAAGGGACGCUUCAAAUAUGAACCUGGGCAAGUCAGAGCUUUUGGUAUGCUUGCUGGAGGUACGGGUAUUGCUCCAAUGUUCCAGGUUGCCAGAGCAGUACUGGAGAAUCCAAUUGAUAAAACCAACGUGCAACUUAUCUAUGCAAAUGUCACAUAUGACGACAUUCUUUUGAAGGAAGAGCUGGAUUCAAUGGCUAGUACUUUUCCUAACCGCUUUAAAGUCUACUAUGUUCUCAAUCAGCCACCUGAAGGAUGGGAAGGCGGGGAAGGAUUCAUAUCCAGGGAGAUGAUUCAAGCACACAUCCCUGAACCAGGAUCCGAUAUUAAGAUACUGAGGUGUGGACCGCCGCCCAUGAACAAAGCAAUGGCCGCUCAUCUCGAUGCUCUUGGUUACACUUCUCUUAUGCAGUUCCAAUUCUAAUCUUUCUUUCUAACUCUUCUAUUCUACCCACAUCAAUAAUUCAUCCCAGGUUCCGUUUAUCGGCAGGUUUUGUUAAAACUUUUGUUAGAAUCUUUGUGAGAAAUUUAUCAUCAAUCUAUUGGAUUUUUCGCCUUUUGAUUGAACUCGAUCAUUAUUCUACGAAUGGAAUGAAAAUUUUAAGA